This is a messenger RNA of Chenopodium quinoa (quinoa), 2139 nucleotides long. Its product is annotated as pectinesterase 2-like. Gene Ontology annotation, biological process: cell wall modification. Bases 302 to 1876 code for a protein of 524 amino acids. Lineage: Eukaryota; Viridiplantae; Streptophyta; Magnoliopsida; Caryophyllales; Amaranthaceae. The transcript has 2 exons. The record is from RefSeq and is a predicted model, not a curated record. Gene Ontology annotation, molecular function: pectinesterase inhibitor activity; pectinesterase activity.
GCCUAUGUUGAAUUGAAAUUGUUGAUCGAUUGAUCAUAAGAAAGAAAAAAAUAAAGAAAAUCUAUCUACAAUUGAGUGGUGAACCGUAUUACGUAAGUAAUUAAAGUAGACAAAAAAUGGAAAUGUUAAUAAGUUUUCCAUUACCUACUUAUUUAGCUCGUCAAUAAUCCAAUUAUAAGACUAUGACCUCCAUCUAAUUCAACUCCUACAUAAAUCAUUAUCUCAUGCAUGCAAUAUAAAUACCAGCUUAUACAAACCUCAAAUAAAUAAACCUCUCGUAUAUUCAUCACCCAACAAAAUUAUGGCUUAUUAUUAUUCUAUCUUAGCAAAAUUAAAAAUACUUGUAUUUCUCACAUUUUUGUUUACUCCUGUUUUGGUUGAAGGUUAUGGACCUCCUAAUUUAUUGUCAUGGUGUAACAAAACACCAUACCCUAAACAAUGUAUAUAUUACCUUACCCAUAACCAAUAUUCUUCCACCAUCAAAGGAAAAUCAGAUUUUCUUAAGAUGAUGAUGCAAAGUGCCAUGCAAAAUGCUAAAAAAGCUCAUCAAAAUGCACACUCUAUAGGACAUAGCUGUAAGAAUAAGAGAGAAAAGGCGGCGUUGAAGGAUUGUUUGGAGUUGUACGAGAUGAGUGUUCAACAUCUAAACCAGACUAUGAACACCCCUAGUUGCACCCGAGUUGAUGCUCAGGCAUGGCUCAGUUCAGCCCUAACCCUUUUCCAAACAUGCCAAAAUGGGUUCAGUGACUUGGGUGUUACCAAAAAUAUUAUGCCCAUGAUGUUCAAUGCUAAUGUUUCAUGCUUGAUUAGAAAUGCACUUGCUAUUAAUAAUCGUGGAUCGGUUAGUAAGGUUGGAGGGCAUACUUGGGAUGAGCCAAUCAAGGAUGAGUUCCCGGACUGGGUUAGGCCUGGUGACCGGAAGUUGUUGCAGUCGUCGAGAACUCAAGCAAACCUUGUGGUGGCCCGAGAUGGGUCAGGGGAUUAUAAGACCGUAGGGCAAGCAAUAAGUGCUGCCUCAAGGAGAAAAGGGAGUGGGAGGUUUGUGAUUCAUAUAAAGGCAGGAACUUAUAAGGAGAAUUUGGAAGUAGGAAGUAAGUUGAAGAAUAUUAUGUUUUUAGGUGAUGGAAUUGGGAAGACUAUUAUCACUGGGAGCAAAAGUGUUGGAGGUGGUUCCACUACAUAUAGAUCAGCUACUGUUGCCGUAGUAGGUAGUGGUUUCAUGGCACAAGGAAUUACUUUUCAGAACACGGCCGGUCCAUCAAACCACCAAGCUGUAGCGCUCCGGUCGAACUCGGACCUAUCGGUCUUCUACAAAUGUAGCUUUGAAGGAUACCAAGACACCCUUUACGUGCACUCAAACCGCCAAUUUUACCGUGAAUGUAACAUUUAUGGUACAGUAGACUUUAUAUUUGGUAACGCGGCUGUGGUGAUCCAAAACUGUAACAUUUAUACCCGAUAUCCACCCGCUGGGACCAACACGAUCACGGCCCAAGGCCGGACUGACCCGAAUGAAAACACGGGUAUAUCGAUCCAUAAUUCUCGGGUCAGCCCGGCUGAAGACCAAAAAGGGUCUAAGACAUACUUGGGCCGGCCUUGGCGCAAAUAUUCUAGGACUGUUUUUAUGAAGACAUAUUUGAGCAAUAUAGUUGAUCCAAAAGGAUGGCUAGAGUGGGAUGGCAGUUUUGCCCUUAGCACUCUAUACUAUGGUGAGUAUGCUAAUACGGGUCCUGGGUCAUCGACAUCGAAUCGGGUUAACUGGCCGGGUUACCAUGUGAUAACAAGUGCUUCCGAGGCUAGGAAGUUUAGUGUUGAAAAUUUUAUUGCUGGUGAUUCUUGGUUGUCUAAUACUGGUGUGCCUUUUACGUCUGGGCUUUAGGCAAAUUGCACGAGUCAUAGAUUUAUAGCAUAUGAUAAUUCAUUAGCACAGUUGUAAGGACUUGUAACAAAUAAAGAGUUGUAUUACUUGUAUACACGGAUUACAUCAAAAUAAUUUGUAUAAAUUAGAAAACGUGUCACAUGUAUGAUUUUCUUCUCAUAAGCUAGUCGCAUAAAAAAAUUCACUAUGUAUUGAAUAGAUUGUAUCAUACUCCGUAUCAAAUUAAAAUUUGACGUAAUAAUAUAAAUUGCACCUCUUUAGAG